AUGCAAAAAGUAUGGACUGAUUCACCAAUAAUAAAAGAUAUAUUAAAUUUACUUCCAUCACCUAAUCAAAUUCUUAAUAAUCAACUUAAUUCUAUUAGUAAUCAAGAUUUAAUUGAAUCAAUAGAACCAUUUAAUGAAUUAGCUGCUUAUUAUGCUCAAAUGGCAACUCAAAAUCUUGAUUUAAAUCAACAACAUCAUCCAUUAUUAAAUUCAUGUCGUUCUCUUACUUCAACUUUACGUGAAGAAGUAACAUGGCAUUCAACACAACUUCGCCUUAUUCAAUUAAUUGAGCGUUUUCCUCGUUUAAAACCAUUAUUAAUAACAUCAAAUAAAUAUGAUGUAUUUUUUGGCGAUGAUGAUGAAAUUGAAGAAACUUUUCAACAAGUUAAAUUUCUUCUAAGUGCAACUAAAACACAACAAGUUUCUUAUUCUAUUUGUCAAUAUUUACAAUUACAAUAUGAACAACAACAAACUAAAGAUAAUUCAUUUCAGAAUUAUCGAUUACGUAUAUUUUGGUUAACUGACAGUGAUUGCUCAGAUGUUUUACCCAUUCUUGAUCGUUUUCGUAAUUUAUCACAACAAACAGGUUUAUUAAUUGAUUUACAUUAUACUGAUUCUGAUCCAAUACAACUUGCAAAUGCUCAACAAACAUUUAAUACACAUCUAACAAAUCAAAUAAAAAAUUUAUCUAUUAUUUAUGAUGAAACAAUUGAUUUAUAUGAUAGUAAAACAUUUGAAAAAAUACCAAUAGAAUCCUUUGAUAUUAUAUUUUCUACAAAUCAACUUCAAGAAAAUCAAGAUUUGAUAAAUUCUUUAAUUGAUCUUCGUCGUUUACUUGUUCCUAAUGAUCUUCUUUUAUUACUUGCAUUAGUUCAUGUUCCUCUUUAUUUUGAUCUUAUUUUUAGUUUUAUUGAUCAAUGCUGGUCAUCAUCAUCUGAUGAUGAUAAUAAUAAUCCAUUUGAACAAAAUGAAGAACUUAUAUGUGGAACAUUAUCACGUAUUCUUCAAACAAUUCAAAAAUCAUCACCAUAUUUUUAUCCAUUUGUAUAUGUUCUUACAGAUCAUGCUCAAUUUAAUAAUGAUUCGAAUCUUAAUAUAAUUGUAUCACCAUUUAUUGGACUUGCACGAAGUUUAAUAACUGAAUAUGAACGAAAUCGAUUAAAACUUAUUGAUCUUCAAAUAUCAUUAAAUAAUAAUAAUCAAUCAAUAUUUCUUCAUAUUUUAAUAG
Adineta steineri is the source of this 1228-nucleotide messenger RNA. The record is from the annotation of a GenBank genome assembly. Lineage: Eukaryota; Metazoa; Rotifera; Eurotatoria; Adinetida; Adinetidae.